Biomphalaria glabrata is the source of this 2349-nucleotide messenger RNA. Its product is annotated as splicing factor Cactin-like. Gene Ontology annotation, molecular function: protein binding. NCBI's taxonomy places the organism in Eukaryota, Metazoa, Mollusca, Gastropoda, Planorbidae. The record is from RefSeq and is a predicted model, not a curated record. The coding region runs from base 166 to 2241 and encodes 691 amino acids. Gene Ontology annotation, biological process: mRNA cis splicing, via spliceosome. Gene Ontology annotation, cellular component: spliceosomal complex; cytoplasm. The transcript is spliced from 20 exons.
AGUCUAAAUUGGCUUUGAUGCCUUACUAUUAUCUGUCACUUCCGACCUAUAUUUUAAAAAAGAAAAGAUAACUCUUAUUAAUUGAAAUGAAAACAAAAAAUAUUCGUUUAGAAUUCGAAAAUAAAUUAUAGAAGGCUGAAUAAAAGCGUUAUCACAGAGUAAAGAAUGGGAAGAUCUCGAGAAAAAAGCAAGAAACACAAAAAAGACUACGAUUAUCAUAGAAAAAAGAAAAGGCAUAGGUCAGAGAGCUCAGAUUCUGACAGGUCACAUUCUUCAUCAAGGUCUCGGUCUCCUGUUAAAUCUAAGAAACAUUCAUCUAAACACAAGUCUAGACCACGAACAAGAUCUCCAUCAAGUGAUUCAAGUCCGUCUGGCUCAUCAGGCAAUAAAAGAGAUUCCUCAUCCAAACAAAUAGGAUCAAGCAAAAACAUUGAGGAGAAAAAACAAGAAAAAGCCUUAUUGAAAGCAUUGGAGACACCAGAGGAGAAAAGAGCAAGAAGAUUAGCUAAAAAGGAAGCUAAAGAAAGAAAGCGAAAGGAACAGAUGGGUUGGGAUAAAGACUAUUUGGGCUACACAAAUGUGGACAAUCCUUUUGGUGAUGAACAUCUACUGGACACAUUUGUUUGGACCAAGAAGCUGGAGAAAGAGGGCAAGAAAGACUUACAAGCAGAGGAACUUCAGGCCAUUGGCCGUUCUAAAAUGCUUCAAAAUAAAGUUGAAUUAGAGAAGGUCAAGAAAAGAAGACUUGAAAGAGAAAGAGAACAAGAGGAAAGAGAAAAAGAACGUGAAAUGUUGCAAAGAGAGAAAGAAGCUGACUAUUACAAAGAGUGGGAAAAACAAGAAGAUGGCUUUCAUCUUAGUCAAGCUAAAUUACGAUCAGAAAUAAGAAUUAAAGAUGGCAGAGCCAAACCUAUUGACUUGUUGGCUAAAUACAUCAGUGCGGAGGAUGAUGAACUUGCAGUAGAGAUGCAUGAGCCUUAUACAUAUCUUUAUGGUUUAACUAUUAGAGACCUAGAAGAUCUUCUGGAAGAUAUUAAAGUGUAUCUGGAGCUGGAAGAGGGUAAAAAUGCUGACUACUGGAGGGACAUUAUUACAGUGACGCAAGAUGAGCUUGUCAAAUUGCGGAAAUUGGAUGCUAGCAAUAAAGAGUAUAUUGGUGACAGAAGAGAUGGAAUCAAUCAAGCAGUCACUUCAGAGAUUGGCGAUAUCUUCAAAGGGAAAACCACUAACCAGCUCAAACUGUUAGAAAAACAAAUAAAGGACAAACUGAGUGGUGGAGAAGGCAUUGAUGUUGGUUAUUGGGAAUCACUGUUGCAACAGUUAAAGGCCUAUAAAGCAAGAACUAGAUUGAGGGAGAGGCACCAAGAAGUGCUGAGACAAAAAUUGUUUAAACUCAAACGAGAGCAAGGAAUAGAGUCAGGUCCUCUAUUUCCUAUCAUUAAAGAUGAGAAACAUGCACAGAGUUCGAAAGAAGCUCCAUCUACCUCCCAAUUUAAAGUACCUCAAGAUUUAGAACAACCUGGCACAUCCAAACAAUCAGAUACAGAAGAAGCUCAAGAAAAUGAGAAAGAGGAUGAGCAAGAAGAAGUGGUGAUGACAGAAGAAGACAUACAGGAACUGGAAUAUAUCAAGGCCGGCUACUCGCCACGAUUGUUCCAGCCUGAAGAUUUAACAAUUGAGUCUGUUGUUUACGAUGAACAAGAUGACUUCAAAAAGCUAGAGUUGGCUAGAAAGCAGGUUCUAACCACUGGUCAAGUCAGAAGUGACGGUGAAACAGAGUUUGAGAAAAAAGCUCGUGAAGGUAUGGACUUGGAUGAAGCUCAGUUUAGUGUAGAGUUGAAUCUGGAGCAACAGUCAUUUAUGUGGUCAGAUAAAUAUAGGCCACGCAAGCCUCGGUUCUUUAACAGAGUUCACACAGGUUUUGAAUGGAAUAAAUACAAUCAGACUCACUAUGAUAUUGACAAUCCUCCACCAAAAAUUGUUCAAGGUUACAAAUUCAAUAUUUUUUAUCCUGAUCUCAUUGACAAGGCUAAAACUCCAGAAUAUUUUGUUACUCCUCUUGAAGGAAGCAAAGACUUUGCAAUGUUAAGAUUUCAUGCAGGUCCUCCUUACGAGGACAUUGCUUUCAAGAUUGUCAAUCGUGAAUGGGAAUAUUCUUACAAACGGGGAUUCAGGUGUCAGUUCCAUAAUAAUAUCUUUCAACUGUGGUUCCAUUUCAAGCGUUACAGAUAUCGUCGAUGAUUCUACCAUCUGUUGUUGUUUUUUGUUUUUUUAUUGUAUACUAUAUAGGCCAAUGAUGAAAUCACACUUGAAAUUAAAGUUUUAUUAAAAAAAAACUUAAAAGAAAAA